Messenger RNA from Paramecium tetraurelia, 1704 nucleotides. RefSeq lists its product as uncharacterized. The record is from RefSeq and is a predicted model, not a curated record. NCBI's taxonomy places the organism in Eukaryota, Ciliophora, Oligohymenophorea, Peniculida, Parameciidae. The transcript has 2 exons.
AUGUGCCACUAGGAUAAGCCUCGACUUUCGGUUCCAUUGAUAUUAUCGCCGUUAUAGGGGCUUUGGGCAAUGCAUGAAGGAGCCGUCAGCGCUGUCCAGGACCACCACGAUUUCAUGUCCCAAGAAUUAACUUUUAUCCAGGGGACUCCCUUCGAAAUAAAAGUUAAUUAAUUUUAAUUACUGAAAUAAUAUUUUGAAAAACAAAAAUCAUUAACAGAAUCUUAAAAAGUAUAGAAUUUACAUGAAGACUUUGAUUCAUUUUACAAUUACUACUUAAAGAAGAUAUAUAAAAAGAAGAUAAUAAAUAAAAAAAGAGUCAGACUACAGUAAAUAAAACAACUUCAUAAAACCAUCUCGCUCCAGGAUUAAUUCAGAAAUCUAUUUGUACAAAAUAGAAAUUCCUUUUAAAUUAUUGAAGAUACGAUCAUAACAAAUAAAGAAAAAAGAGAUGGGGGAUUCUACAAUUGCUUUAUAAACGAAAUAUUUUCUAAUUGCUUCGAGCAAUUAGGAAAUAUUCAAAACUAAUAAAAUAUGAACCUCUAACUAUUUCCAAGCUCCAACCUUUAACAUAAAAUCAGAUUUUAGGUUUACAGAAAUAAAUAGCUUUUGACAAAAGCAUUAUCAUACAAUUGCAUAACUCAUUAGUUGAUAAAUGGAACCUUUUAAAAGAUGUCUGGGGACCUAAGACUUUUGAUGUUAACAAAAAGAUAGGAUGGGUAAGACCAAUUCCCCUAAACAAUGUUCAUCCAAAAAUUCCGACAAAAGAAUAAUUUCGACCAUCUAGUGAUACUAAGUCCUCUCUUUAAAUUUAUAGAGCUCAAAUUCUAUUAAUAAUUAAUGGAUUAUAUGAUAUAUAGAUUAAACUGGUUUCAUAAAAGGGUACGGCACUUAAACUAAUUUGUUGAUAAUUAAGGAUAUAUUAAAAAAAAAUUACACAAAAAAGGUCAAAAAGUCAUUAUCUUUGUUGACUUUUCCAGCGCAUAUAACACCAAUGACAGAUAUCGAUUUUAUUAAUUAUUGUCAAUGAAUAACAUUUUACCUGAAGAAGAAAUAAGAUUUUUACAAGCAAUACACAGUAGGAUAUUAUACAUCCCCACAAUAUGUAAAGAAAAAUUUCAUUAUAAAAAUGGAGUCCCCUAAUGCUCUCCUAUGUCCCCUCUAUUUUUUAAUGUAUACAUGAAUAAUUGUCUGAAAAAUUAUCUUAAAAACUUGUAUUUUAUUAUCUUCCUCUAACAAUAAAUUAUAUGUAAUUAAGUGUAAAGCACUCAUGUGCUAUAUCCAUCAAAAAAAAGGUCAAACCAUUCAAAUUUAAAUGAGAAGAUCAAACUAUUUACACCUGGUUAACGCUUCUCUAUACCAUGCAUCAUGAAUUCUACUAUUUUUAAACUUCUUCGCUUAAAUGUUUCAUUUUAGAAACUGAAUAUUGCAAAUGUGUGGACGCUCUUACUCCUAUAAAUAAUUUCUAAAUUACCACUUGUUUUGAGGAUGCUUUCAUCUGAAAUCUAAAUGUAUGUAUAUCAUGUAUUAUUUCAAGUUUAACUUACUCAAACAAUAUAAAUCAGUGAUAAUAAUUUAGUUGUAUUUUUCUAAAAUUCGAAAUCCACAUUCUGUUCAUUUUGUAUAUCGGUUAAUUAAAAAAAAAAUUCCUUAUAAUUUUAUCUUACAAAAACAAUGAAAAAUUAAGACAUCCAAUCUUAUUUAUGA